AUGUUCAUUCUUCCUCAGCCUGACGAUUUAAUUUUACUCUCCCCUCUCCCCCCAGGCCAUGCCAUCGACGAUGGAUAAUGGAUAUUCCAAUAUUGCCCCUGCGCCUCCAUCAAAUGACCGAAUCAUGCUCAACGUCGGUGGUACUCUCUUCGAGACUACCAUAUCAACGCUUGAAUCCGGUGGUCCAGACUCUCUACUGGCCGCCCUCGCGAACCGUCCAAGCCACGAGUCCCAACCGGUUUUCAUAGACCGGGACCCCGAGAUUUUCUCGGUUCUCCUCACACUUCUCCGGUCAAACCGCAUCCCCUCCACCGCCAGCCGCUUCUCCAAGCAAGAACUCACUGACGAAGCCCUCUACUACGGCAUCGAGUCACGUCUCCGCUCAGCGAUGUCACCGGCUCAACUCUCCGGUAUUGAUGCCUCUAUCGUCGCCAACAUACGCCCAGCCGCCGACGGAAUCUCUUCAGCGUUUACGGCCAUCGAUGAUGGUUCUGUAUGGAUCGCCCACGGUGGUCAAAUAUCGGUUUAUGACUGGAACCUCUCUCACGCUGGCACUUUUCGCACUCACCUCGAUAACAUAACUUCCAUCUGCCGCGCCUGGCCGGAGGUUGCAGCUAUUGGAUCGGACUCCGGAGCUGGUCUCCACUUCUACGACUUCUCCGGCGGGCGCCAUAUUGGUACACUUCACUGGACCGACCCCUCUGAUCCGCGGAUAUACAAAGCCGAAGUCACUGCGAUCGCUAAUUCGCCUACUCUUGUUUUUGCCUCGUUUGCGUGUCCGCAUAGGGAGAACUGCAUCCUUGUGAUUGACGAUUCAACUCUCCAGAUCGUAUCGGAACUCGGCAGGCAGUCCGGUAGCUCAGCGAAAAACAUGCCCCCCGGGAAGCUCACGUGGAUGCCGGAGACGGGCGUGCUGAUAGGGAGUGCGGUGACGUGCGGGGCAUUCGGAUACUCAGGUUACAUACGAAUAUGGGAUCCGAGGUCGGGGAUUGUGGUUUGGGAGACGAACGAACCAGGUUCUGGACGAAGCAGCAGGUUUGGAGACCCAUUGGCUGACGUGGACGUCGACAUUGAGGAGUCAAUUAUGUUCAAAAUCUGUUCGAAAUCUGGAGACUUGGCAAUGGCGGAUUUGCGUAAAUUAGGUGAUGAUCCAUGGGUAUAUGUGACAGAGAAAAACCCCAGUAUGAGAAACACAAGCAGUGGAGGAGGCAAUAGUGUGGUGCAUUGUUAUAGGAGCCAAGCUUUUGUGGGGAGAGAAGGGAGUUUAGAGGUCUGGUCAAUGGUUGAGGAUAGAAAAGACGGUGAACCAGAGAGAGUUUAUAGAAGAAACUUUGUGGAUAAAGUGGAGGAUUCAGAGAGAGGGUUGAUUAGGAAAAUUGAAGGUGGUGGAGAUAGGUUGUUUGUUAGUAGAGAUGAUGUUGAAGGCGUUGAGGUGUGGGAAAGUUCUUAUUUUUCUGGUGCAAUUCCAGUCUUGUGACACAAGCUUUUGAUUUCUUUUAGCUAUAAGAAAGUUUAUUGUUCAUAGUCUUGUUUAAGUUUCUAUAGGAUGUGAAAGGAAAGUUGUAAACCGAUAGACUUGUAGAAAUUAAGAAUCAAAUCCAUGGGGCAAAGUUUCUAGCAGUUGAAACCUUAACUGCUCACGGUUGGUGAUUUCUCAGGGAUAUGAAAUCAAACAUCUUUCUGAUUGAUAGUCUUGGAUGGUGAUGAGUUAGGGAUUGGUUGUUUUGUUUUGGCUAUUGGGCUCUUUAGGGGAAUCUCAAUGUUUGAAGUGAAGAUGAUUGAAUUCCAAACAGAAUGCAGCAUGAUAUGUAAAGCAGUGAAAGUAGGCAAUCACUCAGAAGAUGAGGAGUUCAAAACUUGGAAGUAACUAGUCUACUCUCCUUAGCCAUUAGAGAAUGUAUUUGUGAUGUUCAAAUAUCUUGUAACUCAUAUUUUUGUGAUGUUCUACAGGUUUAGGAGCCUGAGAAUCUCAUACCUAGUGAAACAGUAAGAAGUAAGCUUCUUCCUAUGUUGAAAAUUUAUGCUGAUUCUUUGGCUGCCUUUUAUUAUGUCAUUCUACCAGAGAAAGCUAUAUUUGCCAAGAGCAAGUGGCGGAAGUUACUGUUGCUAAAAAUUUGGGAUUGAAACUGGCAGCUAGUGUGUUCGCAGUGCUUUCCAAGCUGUGAAUUAUUGUAACAUCUUCUUUUGUUCCUGAUGCAGCAGCAUCACCCGUUCAGGUAUAUUUGGGUUUUGGUACUUAUGUUACCACUCCUAAUUCUGAUUGCCAGUUUGAGAUCUGCUCUUUGUUUGCGCCGCCCUUGGUCUGCUUUGAUUGAGCUCUUUGAGGCUCUGUUGGCAUGUUUGGUUGCCUGUCAAGUUUUUGGCAUCAUCAAGUCAUCAACGUGCUGAUAUGCUCAGCACAGACACAGACUAAACGUCCAACCCAUUUGUUUUUUCCUGCCUGCACUGUUUAAGGAGUGAUACUUGUUUUGUAUCAAUGAAAUGUGAAAUAAGGAAAUGGAUGGAUGCUGGAAUGCGCUGCAAAAAGGUUAGAAUGAAGUCCAUAGUUGCAUAAACGAGCAGUUGGUGGCACAGAGCACGCUCUUACGCUAUGUUUGGUAUGACCGUUCCGGCGGGAACGGAACGGUCAAUUGCUUUCUCCAAAGGAAUUCCGUCGUUUGGUAUGACAGACAACAUUCCGGAAUUGAUCCAUGUUCCGCUCUUCUCCGGAAUUGAGGAUUCCCGUCUCCCCCCCAGGGAUUCUGUAUUCCAGGCGGAAUGGGAACUUGUUUGAUAAGGUUAUGACAAAUUUGUCCCUUUGAAUACUCUUUGAACACCCUAUUUCUCAGCUGAUAUCCAUGUCAACCGAGGUCCAAGCUUGGACAAGCAAAAUGGAUUUGCAGAGUCGCAUGGCCAAGAGGAUGAGUUAUUGAUGAUAGGGGCUCGAUGAGUUCUCGUUAAUGGAGGCUCGAUGAUGAACAAGCAAGGAGUCCUCUUUGGAAGCUUCUGGGUUUCAUUGCUGGAUAAGAUCUGGAAAUCCAUCUGGUCAAUCUCACUCAAAUUUUAUCCAAUCAAAGAAUGACACUCAACAUUCAUGGAAAUUGCUUGGUUUAA
Tripterygium wilfordii is the source of this 3093-nucleotide messenger RNA. RefSeq names its product protein ENDOPLASMIC RETICULUM-ARRESTED PEN3-like. The coding region runs from base 59 to 1477 and encodes 472 amino acids. NCBI's taxonomy places the organism in Eukaryota, Viridiplantae, Streptophyta, Magnoliopsida, Celastrales, Celastraceae. Gene Ontology annotation, molecular function: protein binding. The record is from RefSeq and is a predicted model, not a curated record. The transcript is spliced from 2 exons. Gene Ontology annotation, biological process: protein homooligomerization.